Messenger RNA from Lactuca saligna, 798 nucleotides. The record is from the annotation of a GenBank genome assembly. Lineage: Eukaryota; Viridiplantae; Streptophyta; Magnoliopsida; Asterales; Asteraceae.
AAGUUGAUAUAACUCUAGGGACCAAAUUUGUAAUUACUCACUUGGCAUUUUAAUCAGCACAAACAACACACAGUGACCGUCGCCCACAAUCGGAGGAAAAUGGCGCGCGACAAAGACCAGCCACCAGCGGUACGCGUCUAUACGGUUUGCGACGAAUCCAAGUAUUUAAUCGUGAGGAAUGUUCCUGCAUUAGGUUGUGGUGAUGAAUUACGGAAAUUGUUCGAAGGAUAUGGUGAAAUUGACGAAUUCACCCCAUUGGACGACGAAGAUUGCGAGCCAUUUACUGAUGUUUACUGGAUUAAGUUUCAUCAGGUCAACAAUGCUAGAUUUGCAAAAAGGAAGUUGGAUGAAUCAGUUUUUAUUGGAAAUCGGAUUCAAGUCUCAUAUGCGCCUCAAUAUGAGAACCUUAGUGACACAAAAGAGAAGUUGGAAGGUAGAAGAACAGAAGUUGUAGCUAGACUUAAUCCUGGAAGAUCCAAGGGUUCUAGUGUUAUGAAUAUGAGUGCAGUUUCUUCUAGUCAACCUAAAUUGAAUACAGCUCAAUCUCAGACUAAUUUCAUAUCACAGCCAUUAAAUAUCCAACACAGGGACCCACUGGAGCCACAGGCUCAACAUACAGUUCACAGUCGCACUCUUCCCUCAACAGUUUCGUCUAAUCAGGAUUAUUUUCCAUUAGAAUCGAUGAAUCAGACAGUUCGAUUGGUCAGGGAAAAACUUAACAAGAUUGAAUCGGAUACAGAGACUUUAAAAGCCGGAUCUUCUAAGAAACCACGAAUUGACAAUAGAAGAAGAAUCUGA